Penaeus chinensis is the source of this 1550-nucleotide messenger RNA. Its product is annotated as bestrophin-2-like. The transcript has 8 exons. The record is from RefSeq and is a predicted model, not a curated record. The coding region runs from base 1 to 1257 and encodes 418 amino acids. Gene Ontology annotation, molecular function: chloride channel activity. Lineage: Eukaryota; Metazoa; Arthropoda; Malacostraca; Decapoda; Penaeidae.
AUGACAGUCACCUACAGCAAAAACAUCCCGAACACCAAUUUCUGUGGCUUCACUAAACUCCUCUUCAGAUGGCGGGGCAGCGUUUUUAAGCUGGUAUUGCCAGAACUUGCUGUAUACAUGUUUGUGUACUUCAUGUUCUCAGCUCUCUACAGAUUCGCUCUCCCUGAAGACUGCAAGAGAAUAUUCGAAAAGAUCGUGUUAAUCUGCGAGUCAUUCAGCUCCUCCGUCCCCCUCUCCUUCGUGCUGGGCAUCUACGUGACCAUCGUCGUGACCCGGUGGUGGGACCAGUACAUGCUUAUUCCGUGGCCUGAUGACGUGUGCAUCCUGGCGGCCACUUACAUCAACAGGCAGGACGAGCGAAGCAAAACGUUGAAAAAGGCCUUCGUCCGCUACAUCAAUCUAGCCUUUGUUUUAUCUUUCUCCGUUAUCUCUCCUCGCAUCGCUAGCCUCUACCCAACGCUGGAUCACCUCGUCAACGCAGGCUACAUGACCCCGAGCGAGAAGGCGAUCCUGGAGGCCCUAGAUGAGGAGUCAAGCCACAACAAGAUGUGGCUUCCGCUGGCCUGGGCUUGCCUGCUGAUUGCCCAAGCACGGCGCGAGGGGCGGCUCAUCGACGACCACGGACAGAAGGCCAUCGCCAUCGAGAUCACCAACCUGCGAUGUCACUGUAGCAGGCUUCAGGAAUACCACACCAUGAGUGUACCGUUGGUCUACACGCAGGUGGCCACCAUGGCGACGUACACCUUCUUCAUCUCGUCCAUCAUGGGCCAGCAGUUCCUCGACCCGGGCCAGGGCUACCCAAGCCAUUCCGUCGACGGCUACAUCCCCAUGUUCAGUAUCCUGCAGUACCUCUUCUACAUGGGUUGGCUGAGGGUGGCGGAGUCGCUGCUCAAUCCCUUUGGCGAAGACGACGAUGAUUUUGAUAUCAUCGAGUUUCUUGACCGCCAUUUUGAGGUGUCGUGUCUCAUCGUGGACGAAAUGCUGACUGUGCAACCGGACGCGGUGCAGGAUUUGGCCCCAGGAAAGGCCCCCGUGGACAAGCGCGCUCCUCUGCCGGAGGUCGAGUUCCACUACACGCGAGAGAACCCGCAGGUCGUCAUCACCAACGAAGUGAAACUGGUGACAGCAUCAUUCACUGAGACCAGCGUCCCACUGAGCCUCCUUCCCCCCGAGGAGAUCGGCCUCCGCCCGCAGUACCGCCAACGUGUGAGCAGCGCCCGCCGUUCCCCGUCACCUGUUGGGCCGAACGUGUGGUAGUGACGUCACUGGCAACUGGCAACUGGCACUUGACAGCCUCGAGCCCUAAAUGCAGCCAAAGAGAGCCAGGUGGAGGAGGACGAGGAGGAGUUAAUCUGCCUAUAUUGGGACACUGGUAUAAUCCGGCCUUGUUUAUAAGCGGAGGGAAACACAUGACUCGACUGUGUAUUGGAGAGCUAUGUUAAGGCAAACACGCACGCGCACACACACACACACACACACACACACACACACACACACACACACACACACACACACACACACACACACACACACACACACACACACAUAUC